Messenger RNA from Triplophysa dalaica, 2090 nucleotides. Its product is annotated as NLR family CARD domain-containing protein 3-like. The record is from RefSeq and is a predicted model, not a curated record. The coding region runs from base 3 to 2090 and encodes 695 amino acids. Gene Ontology annotation, molecular function: protein binding. Lineage: Eukaryota; Metazoa; Chordata; Actinopteri; Cypriniformes; Nemacheilidae. The transcript is spliced from 3 exons.
ACAUGAAGAAACACAAAUCCAGACUAAAAGAGCAAUUCCAGAGAAUGAAUGAAGGAAUCUCAGCUCAAGGAAGCUCAACACUUGUGAAUGAGAUCUACACAGAGCUGUACAUCACAGAGGGAGGGAGUGAAGACAUCAAUAAUGAACAUGAGGUGAGACAGAUUGAGACAGCAUCCAGAAGAUCAGAGACACAAGAAACACAAAUCAAAUGUAAUGACAUCUUUAAAGUCUCACCUCAACAAAACAAACCCAUCAGAAGUGUGCUGACUAAAGGAGUCGCUGGAAUUGGAAAAACAGUCUCUGUGCAGAAGUUCAUUCUGGACUGGACUGAAGAAAAAACAAAUCAAGAUCUUCACUUGAUAUUUCCACUUCCUUUCAGAGAACUGAAUCUGAUCAAACAGAAAAAUAUCAGUCUGAUGGAUCUUCUUCAUCAGUUCAUCACAGAUACAAAAGAACUGAGAUCAACAGACUUUGAUGAUUAUAAAGUUGUGUUUAUCUUUGAUGGUCUGGAUGAGUGUCGUCUUCCUCUAGAUUUCUCAAAGAAUCCGAGUUUGUUUGAUGUCAGAGAAUCAGCGUCAGUGGAUGUGCUGCUGACAAACCUCAUCAAGGGGAAUCUGCUUCCUUCUGCUCUGAUCUGGAUCACCUCUCGACCAGCAGCAGCCAAUCAGAUUCCUCCUGAGUGUGUUGAUCUGAUCACAGAUGUACGAGGAUUCAAUGACCCUCAGAAGGACGAGUAUUUCAGGAAGAGAAUCAAUGAUGAGAAUCUGGCCAACAGAAUCAUCACACACAUGAAAUCAUCCAGAAGUCUGUACAUCAUGUGUCACAUCCCAGUCUUCUGCUGGAUUUCAGCCACUGUUCUCCAGAGAAUGUUGAGUGAAGCAGAGAGUCAAGCACAGAUCCCCAAGACUCUCACUCAAAUGUUCACACACUUCCUGAUGUUUCAGAUCAAACUGAAGAGUCAGAAGUAUGAUGGGAAAUGUGAGGUAGAUCUUCAGCAGGCUAGAAAGAGUCUUGAGUCACUGGGAAAACUGGCUUUUCAACAGCUGGAGAAAGGGAACCUGAUCUUCUAUGAGGAGGAUCUGAGAGAGUGUGACAUUGAUGUCAGAGAAGCGUCAGUGUACUCAGGAGUUUGUACUCAGAUCUUCAGAGAAGAUUUUGGACUGAACCUGGGGAAGGUUUUCAGCUUUGUGCAUCUGAGCAUUCAGGAGUUUCUCGCUGCUUUAUUCAAGUUCUUAUUUUCGAUUCAAGAUAAAGAAAACAAGUCAAGCGUUAGUGAUUUACUGAAGAGUGAAGUGGACAAGACCUUACAGAGUGAGAAUGGACACCUGGAUCUUUAUCUCAGAUUUCUUCUGGGUCUUUCAGUGGAGUCCAAUCAGACAAUCUUACGAGAUCUGAUGACACAGACAGGAAGAAGCUCUGACAGUAAACAGGAUAUAGUCGAGUACAUUAAGAUGAAGAUCAGAGAGAAUCUCUCUCCAGAGAAAUCCAUCAAUCUGUUUCACUGUCUGAAUGAACUCAAUGAUCAUUCUCUAGAGCAGGAAGUACAAACAUAUGUGAACAGAGGAGAUGAGUCUAGUCUUACUGGAGUCCGUCUCUCUCCUGCUCAGUGGUCAGCUCUGGUGUUUGUGUUACUGAACUCAGAAGAGAAGCUGGAUGAGUUUAAUCUGAGGAAAUAUGAUCCAUCAGAUAAAUGUCUUCUGAGGCUUCUGCCAGUGAUCAAAGCAUCCAGAACAGCUGAUCUGAGUGACUGUAAUCUGACAGAGAAAAGUUGUUCAUCACUGGCGUCAGUUCUCAGAUCAAACUCCUCAAGUCUGACAGAACUGAACCUGAGUAACAAUAAACUGAAGGAUUCAGGAGUGAAGCUGCUCUCUGAUGGACUGAAGAAUACAAACUGUAAACUGAAGACACUAAAUCUGUCUGGUUGCAGUAUUGGAUCUGAAGGUUGUGUUGCUCUGACUUCAGCUCUGAGAUCAAACCCCUCACAUCUGACACAACUGGAUCUGAGUAGAAAUAAUCCAGAAGAUUCAGGAGUGAAGCUGCUCUCUGAUCUACUGAAGGAUCCACACUGUCAACUACAGACACUACUGUGA